Messenger RNA from Dama dama (fallow deer), 539 nucleotides. RefSeq names its product small EDRK-rich factor 1. The record is from RefSeq and is a predicted model, not a curated record. The coding region runs from base 157 to 345 and encodes 62 amino acids. The transcript is spliced from 3 exons. NCBI's taxonomy places the organism in Eukaryota, Metazoa, Chordata, Mammalia, Artiodactyla, Cervidae.
UUGUCGGCUCUCGGUGGGCGGGGCCGCCGGCAGAGCACAGGCGUAUCCCGGGGGGGCUCGGUCUUCCAGAUCAACGCUUGGGCACGGCGGCUGAGCGUGCGAGGCGGUCGUUGCUUUUCCGAGUCAUUCUCUCCCAGGCUCGGUCCGGUUGUCAUCAUGGCCCGUGGAAAUCAACGAGAACUUGCCCGCCAGAAAAACAUGAAGAAAUCCCAGGAAAUUAGUAAGGGGAAAAGAAAAGAGGAUAGCCUGACUACCUCUCAGAGGAAGCAGCGGGACUCUGAGAUCAUGCAACAAAAGCAGAAGGCAGCCAAUGAGAAGAAGUCUAUGCAAACAAGAGAAAAAUAAUGACUAUCUGGAAAACCUGGGUGCUACUGCUAACUAGGUGUAUCAUAAGCUCUAUGAUCAAGAUUUUGUAGAGUGAACAGUCAGUACAUAUGUUAUAUCCUUAUAAAACUAUUUUAAACUUUUCCUUCCAACCUGACUUAGUGUGAUGUUUCAGAACCAUUCUUCAAAGAAUAAAACACUAACCAUGCAUAUGA